AUGUAUGUAUACUGCAAAUGUGGCUGUCUCUCUGUUGCGAAAGAGAUGUUUGACAAAAGGCCUGUAAAGAACUUGUUUUGCUGGAAUGUUAUGAUCAAUGGCCUUGUCGGGGAUGGUAAAUAUGAUGAGGCUGUUGCACUGUUCCGUGAGAUGCAGCAGAAGAAGAUUGAAGGGGAUAAGGUGACCAUGGCAUGCUUGCUCCUCGCUUGUACGCAUUUGGGCACCCUGGAGCUGGGAAGGUGGUUACAUGGCUACAUCGAGAUGCAUAAGAUUGAGAUGGAUGUUGCUUUAGGAACAGCACUGGUGGACAUGUAUGCAAGAUGCGGAAGCAUAGAGAGUGCCCAGCAAGUUUUUGAGGAGCUGCCGGAGAAAGAUGUUAUGACCUGGACUGCUCUGGUUGUAGGACUAGCUAUGUCGGGCCUAGGAGAAGAGGGUUUGAAGUUCUUUGAUCGGAUGCCGGAGGAAGGACUAAAACCAGAUGCCAUAACAUUUAUUGGCGUCUUGGCUGCUUGUAGCCAUGCUGGAUUGACAGACAAAGGAGUUGCAUACUUCAACUCAAUGGCUGAGAGAAGUAUGGAAUUCAUCCCACCAUUGAACAUUAUGGAGGUUUGGUGGAUGUACUCGGCCGAGCUGGCAGAAUAG
Messenger RNA from Linum tenue, 642 nucleotides. The record is from the annotation of a GenBank genome assembly. Lineage: Eukaryota; Viridiplantae; Streptophyta; Magnoliopsida; Malpighiales; Linaceae.